Messenger RNA from Cuscuta campestris, 923 nucleotides. NCBI's taxonomy places the organism in Eukaryota, Viridiplantae, Streptophyta, Magnoliopsida, Solanales, Convolvulaceae. The record is from the annotation of a GenBank genome assembly.
GAAUAGAGAACCCUAACAAUUUGGAAAAAUUAAAUUAAUGCAAAUUUACCCAAGAUUAGUGCUCAGUGGUAAACCAAUCAAAGGGAAGAAUACCUGAUUUUACACGAAAAAUCACUUCAUACGCUGGGAAUUGGCCUGUGAUUGGUAGAAAUCGGCUACCAUUGAUAUGCCUAAACCACUCAACCAUAAUAAUCGAAGAAAUGGAAUCAUAGAAUUUAUGGGAAUCAGCCAGGGAAGUGUUAGGUGGGAAUCGACCGGAGAGGCUACAGAUAUGUGGGUGCGGACUGCUAACUGCAUCAGGGAAUCAGCCAGGGAAGUGUUAGGUGUGAGCUCUGGCUCUGGGAGUAGGCGUCAGGGUGAUUGGUGGUGGAGCGAUUCCGUCCGAAGUAAGGUGGAAGCUAAGAAGGUGGCGUAUUUGAGGUACAUGGGCUGCAAUGUUGAGGAGGAAAGAGCGGCAUUGCGAGUGGAGUACAAGAAAGCGCGUAAAGAAGCUAAGUUAGAGGUAACGAGGGCAAAGAAUGCCGCUUUUGAACGCCUUUACAAGGAUAUUGAGGAGAAAUGCAGUGUUAAUCCACUGUGCCGGCUUGCUAAGGUGCGCGAGAGGAAGGCCCGAGAUCUAGACCACGUGAGAUGCGUGAAGGACAGCGAUGGAACCUUUGAAGAACUAGGAUUAGAGUAGCUGGAUAGAAGCUCGGUGUUGUAGAGGUUGUUUUGUAGUGUGUUGUAUUUGUUGGGAAUCUUUUGCUAUUGUUUGUACUUGUUGCUUGUACUUGGUGCCUUAUCUGUGCUAUACUGUGUUCUCUUCCAUAUUUUUGUGCAGGUGGAGCCGGGGGUCUCUUGGAAACAGCCUCCCUACUUCCGAGUAGGGGCAAGGUCUGCGUACACACACCCUCCCCAGACCCUACUGUUGUGGGAUUCAACUG